AUGGAUGACUAUCUUGAUCAGUAUUUCUCUUCCUCUUCAUGGUCCGAUGUUAAUGUUAAUGUUAAUGUCAAGGAAAGGUCAUCUUGGGUCCAUGGCGAACCGGAUCAGCCAAAUGCACUGCUGGCUUGUUCGCAAGGAGUGUACCAAGAUGAUAAAAGUGACGUACCGGUAAGCUUGAUCGGUUCAAACCAUGGCAUGGAGUGCUUGGCUGCACAUAGUACUCCUUUAGAUGUUGUUGACCAUGGUUUGUUGUCUGGAGCACGGAUGAAUGAUGAAAAUCGCACCUCGACGCAGAUACGCACCUCGACGCAGAUAGUAGACGGAAGCUUGGGAUUUGGAGAUCUGGGCCUGCAGUUUAAUGUGGAUGUUCAUUCCUCUGGCUCGGUGAGCCAUCAAGUUGUUGGUGAUAUGACUCCGUCUCGAUCAAGGAAUGCGGCGUGCAAUGGAGGUGAGUCUUCCGAGUUUCGGAGAUCACUUACAGGCUUAGAAAUCCUUUCUCCAGUUCCACAAUCGUGGCAUCCGCAACCGUAUGACGUUGUAUUUUCUUCCCUUCCGAGUUCGAUGGGACAAACCAGAAUGCAAAGCUCUCGUCUUCAACAUGAGAACGGAAACAUAGUUGAUGAUGGUAAUUAUGGCAAUAUUAGCAGAUUUGUGGAGAUCGAUAAGAUUCUGCAACCGGAGAACUUAUCAGCAUCGAUCAAUGCAAAGGGAAAAUACGAUGCUGAAAAUUCUCUCUACUCAUCUUGUCCGGCCAACCGUCCGAGUUCAUCACCUAAUCCAAAAAAUGGUUGCAAUGGAAUCGGGAAGCCUCGAGUUAGAGCACGUCGAGGUCAGGCUACUGAUCCACACAGCAUUGCAGAGAGGCUCCGAAGAGAGAAGAUUGCCGAAAGGAUGAAGAAUCUGCAAGAGCUUGUACCUAAUUCCAAUAAGACCGACAAGGCCUCUAUGCUCGACGAAAUCAUAGAGUAUGUCAAGUUCCUUCAGCUCCAAGUGAAGGUACUAAGCAUGAGCAGGCUGGGGGCAGCCGGUGCAGUUGUUCCUCUCAUCAUUGAUAGCCAAGCUGAGCAGGGAUCUAAUGGCUUAACACUAAUACCCUUGGUGGGCGAAGGAGUCAAUUGUUCGCCACCUCCCGAACAAGUCGUUUUCGAGCAAGAAGUAGUGAAACUCAUGGAAUCCAACGUGACAACAGCCAUGCAAUAUCUGCAAAGUAAAGGUCUCUGCCUUAUGCCGGUCGCGCUCGCUGCUGCCAUAUCAAACGGAAAGGCAACACCGUCGUCAUCGUCGGGUCUUGCUUCCAAGGAGAGGAAGAAACCCGGUUUCGCUUAUGGUGUUUUAAGCACCGAUGAUAUUGCUCACAACACCUGCAGCAGGAGCAGCAGCAGUAGCACUGGCACUGGGAUUCAUCGAUUAACAACCUGUGAUGGUAAUUCUUCGAUCGAAAAGCAAAAUGGUUGCAAUGGAAGCUUCAAACAAGAGGAAAUCAACACACCGUGCACAGCCAAAUGACUGAAAUCACAUGCCAAUGUGCACAA
Hibiscus syriacus is the source of this 1532-nucleotide messenger RNA. RefSeq names its product transcription factor bHLH74-like. The record is from RefSeq and is a predicted model, not a curated record. Lineage: Eukaryota; Viridiplantae; Streptophyta; Magnoliopsida; Malvales; Malvaceae. The transcript has 8 exons. Bases 1 to 1506 code for a protein of 501 amino acids. Gene Ontology annotation, cellular component: nucleus. Gene Ontology annotation, biological process: regulation of transcription by RNA polymerase II. Gene Ontology annotation, molecular function: RNA polymerase II cis-regulatory region sequence-specific DNA binding; protein dimerization activity; DNA-binding transcription factor activity, RNA polymerase II-specific.